CAGGUGAUUGAGAAUACUAUCAGAAAUGUCACUGGCCUGACUCCGAGUCACCCACCCACCACAACCAGCCCCUCCAGCCACCACAGCUCCAUCCACCUCCGGUUUUUCUCCUCCAUGUCCAGGAAACCAGGUGAUACAGGAGAGCAGCACUGUCUGUGGCUGUCCGGCAGGCAUGGUAAACAGUGGCGACAACUGUACUUGCCCUGUGGGCUUCACUUUGGAAGGAGCAGCGCAGUGCAAAGAUGUUGAUGAGUGCAAAGGAGAUGGACAGGGGCCAUGUGGGCCUCAUGCCAGCUGCACGAACACUCAUGGCUCUUACUCGUGUAGCUGUCUCCGUGGGUAUCUCAUGAGUUCUGGAGAAUGCCAAGAUGUGGAUGAGUGUGCUCUGGCUGCAGUCACAGGUCUGCAGGCUUGUCAGGGCGAUGCUGAAUGCAAAAACACUCUAGGCUCCUUCACCUGUUCAUGCCCUGCGGGAUACGUAAUGGCCCCAAAUGGAAAAACCUGUGUAGAUGUGGAUGAGUGCAGCUUCGAGGAGCAGUGUCGCCGCGAGCUUGGAAAUGUGUGUGUGAACACGCCCGGGAGCUUUUUGUGCCAGUGCCAGCUGGGCUUCAGAGCAGAGGCCCCUGCCUGCAUCGGUCCUGUUUGUCCUGACUACACCGUGUGUCAAGAUGUGGAUGAAUGUAUGGAGAGCCCUGAAGUGUGCGAUGGUCAGGGUGUGUGUGAGAACACGCUGGGGAGCUACAAGUGUGUAUGUCGCGCAGGUUACCGGGGAAACGGCACACACUGUGAAGAUGAGAAUGAGUGUGCGUCAGGUGGUCACAGGUGCGACGUUAAUGCCCGCUGCGGCAACAUCAUCGGGUCGUAUUUCUGCCAGUGUUACCAGGGUUUCAAUGGAGAUGGACACUCAUGUUUUGAUGUUGAUGAAUGCAUACUGCACAAUGGCCACUGUGAACACAACUGCACCAAUGAGCCUGGAGGCUACAGCUGCCAGUGUACAGCGGGCUACAAGCUGGACCAGGACGGACACAACUGCACAGAUGUGAAUGAGUGUUCGGUGCUAAAUGGAAACUGUGAGCACAUCUGCAUCAACACUCGGGGCUCUUUCCAGUGCUCCUGCAGACCGGGCUACCAGCUGCACAUUGAUGGUCACACCUGUGUGGACAUUGAUGAAUGUAAACUCCACAACGGCGGCUGCUCCCACACAUGCACCAACGCUCCAGGAGGAUACACUUGUCACUGCCCUGCUCCUCUGUUGUUGGACGCAGACAACCUCACCUGCAGCAAUGUUACAUCUUGCAAGCUGAGAAAUGGUGGCUGUGACCAUUUGUGUAGUGUGGAUGCGGAGAGCCGCGUCCAGUGUAGCUGUCGAGCAGGCUGGACACUGGGCACAGACAUGCGGAGCUGCGUGGAUGUGAAUGAAUGUGGAGAUUUUACAAAUGGAGGCUGUGAGCAGCUCUGUGAAAAUCAUCCCGGCGGGUUCAACUGCACCUGCAAGGAGGGAUAUAAAGUGAGGACGGACGACCCCACCAAGUGCCAACCUUUGUGUGAUCCUCCGUGCCAGAACUACGGCGUCUGUGUAGCUCCAAACACUUGUGACUGUCCUCCGGGAUAUCCUGGCGUGGGCUGCUCAGCCAUAUGCUCCCCACCCUGUGCCCAUGGAGGAACAUGUAUGCGCUGGAAUGAAUGUUUGUGUCCUCCUGGCUGGACAGGAUCAGGCUGCCACACAGCUGUGUGUGAGUUGCCUUGUGCAAACAACGGUCGCUGUGUGAGUCCCGAUACCUGCCAAUGCCCCUCUGACUACACCGGUCCUCAGUGCCUCUCACCACUCUGUACUCCUGGCUGUCGAAACGGAGGAAGAUGUGUGGAUGUCAACAAAUGCACCUGUGUUGCUGGAUGGCAAGGAGCUCGAUGCCAGAUAGAGCCUGUUGAAUGUCAGAAACCCUGUAAGAAUGGCGGCGUUUGUGUGGGCCUAAACAGGUGCCAGUGUGCUAAAGGAUUUUCCGGAAGUCUCUGUGAAACUGCAGUGACCACCCCCUGCGUACCACCCUGCCAACAUGGAGCAACGUGCAGCCCUCAUAACACCUGCACCUGCCCUGAGGGCACCGCAGGCCUGCGCUGCGAGAGACUGACGUGCCCUGUAGUCACCACUGUGGUUGCGAUGGCUCGAGCAGUAAGGAAGGCAUUCAGAGAAAGCUAUGUUGACCGCUGUGGACCCCUGGGAGUUCAACUUUGCACUAAAUACAGAUUGAAUCAGGCGCGUGUAUACCUGCAGGCCUACCGGGUUGGCUACAAAAUCCAGUGUCCAGAGAAGAAGGGUUAACUUUUGUCAAAAGUUUCUUUUCAUGAAGACACUUCACCCACCAAGGAACAAAUGAGCCAAAAUUUUCAGGAAAAAAAAAAACAAGGACUGAGGAAUCAUGCGUUCUUUGACGUAUGGACCAUGAUGUGGUUGAAAUAGUAAAAGAAUUAUGUCUUUUUUACCUUACAUCAGAUUCUUUGGUGACUUGUGGAUAUUACAAAGUAAGUUUAUUUGUGACACUUUGCCAUAAUUUUUUAUGACUUCAUUUUGUUACAAUAAUAUAUUUGAUCUUGUGAAAUAUUCCUGUGUAGAAAAACUAUUUGGACGCAUAGAUUGAGAAUUAUAGAAUAUAAUCACACUGUAAAACCAAACAGCAUAUCCUAAUGAAAUAAGUAAAUGAAGUUAAUCCACAUAACAAUUGCAGACUUGAAUUUCAACAAAUUUUAUAGAACUUAUAAAUAACUGUUGUAGUUGUAACACAUCUGUUUUAAUGUGUUUUAAAGUUGUGAACCACUGUGAAAUUUUGUGUUUUGAUUCCAAUGACUCAUUUUGAUUAACAUGAAUCUUUUUUGAGCCAAAUUAUUACAAACAUAUCCAUCCACAUAGUGUUCAAACAUCUGCACCACGUACAGACUCAUGAUAUCAGUAAGGCCACCUGUUGGUGUUGUAGCGGCUUGAAUCAGUGACAAAACAAUGACAGAAUGCCUGGUUUAAACCGGGUCUGGUAUCUUUUUGUAGAGUGCAUGUUCUUCUUGUGCAUGUAUUGUAAAAUUUCAAUCUCAGGAUCUGAACAGCCACAGCGUUGUGUUCAGCAAGACUUGACUGGUUUGGAGAAGCGUUCACCACACCAGGAACCUUCCUGAGGAAGAUUAACUAAUACACAAGCACCUCAAUGUUGUUGAAGCUGCUGUCACAUGUUUCAGUCUUGGAUUUCAUUUCAUGAACAUAACGCAGCAAUACUGUUGUGAUUCCCUUU
Salarias fasciatus (jewelled blenny) is the source of this 3275-nucleotide messenger RNA. Its product is annotated as fibrillin-2. Gene Ontology annotation, molecular function: calcium ion binding. Lineage: Eukaryota; Metazoa; Chordata; Actinopteri; Blenniiformes; Blenniidae. The transcript is spliced from 21 exons. The record is from RefSeq and is a predicted model, not a curated record. The coding region runs from base 173 to 2320 and encodes 715 amino acids.